Daphnia pulicaria is the source of this 2343-nucleotide messenger RNA. RefSeq lists its product as uncharacterized. Bases 55 to 2070 code for a protein of 671 amino acids. Gene Ontology annotation, cellular component: cilium. Gene Ontology annotation, biological process: outer dynein arm assembly; cilium movement. The record is from RefSeq and is a predicted model, not a curated record. Lineage: Eukaryota; Metazoa; Arthropoda; Branchiopoda; Diplostraca; Daphniidae. The transcript is spliced from 10 exons.
UUUGCCCCAAACCCAACCGCCGACUCUGUGCCUAUAAGUCUAUCGAAACAAAUCAUGUUGAAAGCUGGACACUACACGGAUCUGCUCCGCCAAGUGAACGAACUCAAACGCCAACUGCAUCUGGUCGAGGCGGAGCGCAAGGCGUGCGAGGACGAAGGCAACGAAACGAUCAAAAGGAACCAACAGCAGCUCAAUCGACUGAAACAAGAUGUGGGCGACAUCAAAUCGGAGCUGAGCGACACGGUGAGGAACACCCGGCAGAACCAUCCGUCGCAAUCCAGCCAAAUGGGCAUCCUCCAGGUCCUCAGAGCCAACAACAUUGACUACAGCAAAUACAAACUGACUAAAUCGGCUGAUGAAAUCCUCACGGAUCUCGACUGGCGCACUGCGGACCUCGUCAAACAGGCCGACUUAACCAAACAUCAAACGCAAAUGAUUUACCAGCGGAUCAACGAGAUCGACGAGCAGCUGGUCAUGGAGUCGGAUCCGAGCCGGGCCGAGAGUCCGGUGCCCGGCUUAUCUUCCGCCGCAUCGUCGCUCUUUUUAUCGACGGCCGGCAAAUCUGCAACGCCAGCAGCAGCCGGCGCCAGCACCUCAUCAUUCGCCAUGACCAAAAUGAUGGAUGAGGAAGCGACGCUGACGGAGAUUCAAAGCAUCCGCCAGAAGAUGGUCGAAGCGUACCACAUACAGCGCCAGUACAAGACCAUCCUGGACGUCAUUUCGGGCGAAAGGAUCGGCUAUGAGAGUCAACUCACCGACCUGGAGAAAAGCACCGCCGAUUCCAAACUGGAGGCCUCCAAACUCAAGGAGGUGAGAGAGGCGGCCAAGAGAGCCAGAGACAUGGCCAAGACGGAACUGCAGCAUCACGAAGAGACUCUAGUCGCCUCGACCAGGGAAACGGACCGCCUUCUGAGCGACUACAAGCGUCGUAUAGAGGAGAUGAAAUCGACGGCUUCCAACGCUUCCAACCGUCAAGUUCGCAACCCAACGAUGCCAAUGAGCCGCGUCACGCACCCUGCCGGGUCGACGGGUCACCUUUCCAACAGUUCGGCGGCCGCCGCCGGGGGAGGUUCUGCUGCCGCAGCUGAAGUCUCCCUGGCCGACCAGGAAGCCAGACAGGCCCUUCACGAAACCAAAAAGGCCAUCGAUCACUUGAAAUCCGUCACCGGUGCGGCGGACGUCCGUUCGACCAUCCGGAUCGUCGAGUCCCAGAAGGAAAAAUGCGACGAGCUGAGGCAACAGUUUCACGUCCUCCAGGAGCGCGUCCAGUAUUUAUCGCAGCUCAAGGAGACGCUGCUGGGCCGGCUGAACCAGCUGAUCGAGGCUCAGGCGGCCCAGUCGAGCAGCAACAGCACCCGGCUGACGCCGAGAUACCUCGAUGAAAUUUUCGCCGACGACGGGUCGCUAACGCCGCACUACAAGACGGCCAGCCUCAACGGCGAGUACCAGACGGGCGGCGGCGGCCAACACGGCGAAGACGGCGAGCAUCAGCAGAUGGACUGCAACGAGGCCCUGGCCUCUCUAGCCUCUGCCAUCACCAAGAUUUGCUCUCAAAUUCCAUUCGGGCCACCCGUCGAGGAGGCGAAUUAUCCGAGCGAGUCCGCCUCGAUGAACGAUCACCUGAACGUUCUCAAUCUGUUGGAGAGUAAGCUGUCGUCGCUGAUGGAACUCGUCAAGAGUCUCGACGCCAUCAAGGCCGAACCUUCAACGGUCAACGGCAACAACCCAACCAACAACCCAGACCUUCUCUACUCGCAGGUUGGUCAACUGUCGUUGCCCACCAGUCCUCGCUUGACCGAUCCGGCCAUCAAAUUGAUGCAGCAGCAACAGACGGCCGAAGGUGGAUCGGCGGCCGCUGGAGCUGGCGGGAUGACUGGAGCCGUGGCUGGCAGCGGCGCGGCCGUUGGAACAACGGUCGGACGGGCCGGCAAUCCGAAAUUGAGGGGAGCCAACGAGUCCGGCUCCGAUGAGGAUCAAGUGCCGACGCGAGGAUUCCUCAAACGACAAACUCGAAUCAUCGUCGACGCCAAAACUAAGAAACAAAAUCAACGGCCCAGAAAAAACGAUUAAAUCUGAACUGACAGUUUUCGGGGUGACGUGUGUAGUCGAUGUGUUUUUAUUUCAAUCAUUCGACAGCCGGAGAUAAUCGAUAAAAAAUUACGAAGGUAGAAAAUCGGGUAGAAUCAAAUCCUUUCAAAAUUAUUUUUUAUUGCUUAACCUUGUCAUAUUUUGGCUGAAAUCACAAAAAAACAAAACAGCAGCCCUCCCCCUUUUUCACCACCUGGGAACUCCCCUUUUACGUCAAGUAUUUAACCCUUUCCUUUUAUACAAAUAGAAAAAUAG